AUGACCGAGUCGGUGAAGUUGGACAGCUUCGUCAAGGAGAGUGCACAUUUCCACCCGUUCACUGCAGGUAGGAGCAUCAGCUCGUCCAAACCUCUCCAAAAUUCACAUACUUUGGACACGUCAAACAUGCUUGCCCCGGCCAAUUCUUCGCUGCAAAUGAAAUCAAAGUCCUGA
This is a messenger RNA of Monascus purpureus, 174 nucleotides long. The record is from the annotation of a GenBank genome assembly. Lineage: Eukaryota; Fungi; Ascomycota; Eurotiomycetes; Eurotiales; Aspergillaceae.